Messenger RNA from Cucurbita pepo subsp. pepo (vegetable marrow), 1108 nucleotides. Its product is annotated as exocyst complex component EXO84B. Gene Ontology annotation, biological process: Golgi to plasma membrane transport; exocytosis; intracellular protein localization. NCBI's taxonomy places the organism in Eukaryota, Viridiplantae, Streptophyta, Magnoliopsida, Cucurbitales, Cucurbitaceae. Gene Ontology annotation, cellular component: exocyst. The record is from RefSeq and is a predicted model, not a curated record.
CGGAGUUCUGAUAUAUCCGCCUUCCUUCAGAAACGACAAUGCAAGACCGGCGAAAAAAUUCGACGGCACAAGACAAGAAUUAGCAAAAGCAGCCGCCAGGUAAUCGAAGAAACCAAAGCUAUGUAAAUGGAGGCGGUAACCGACGAUAGAGUGAUCAAACUGUGUUUUUAAUGGAGUCGUCGUGCAAACGUUUUGAUUGCAUCGGUUGAUUCCUCGAGGGAGGGAAAUCAGUUCCAAUGCAAUCAGUAUCUUCGUCUUUUGCGGCUCGCUUCCACGAAAACGGAGAUGUGGAGGACUCGAGAUGGAGCGAUCAUGCCUCCGGCGACUCAGACGAUGAUUCCGAAGUUCGAUCCAUGACUGCCAAGGGCAUUAGUUACCUGUGUUCGGAACUCUUGGAGCUGAAGGCUGAAUCCAAUGGAGAUUUUCAUAGAAUUAUUAUUUCUAGUUGCAUUUCCUUCUCAAGAGCAUUUGAAAAGGUAAAGGCAAUGCAACAGGGUUUGAUGGAUCUAAAAAGCAACAUCUCUACUCAAACAAAGCUUGUGAAAGACGUAUUGGAUGGCAUGGAUCUUGACAUGGAGUCGGAUGGGACGGUGGAUUCAACUCUUCAAGCAUCCGAAUACAGUGGAAUAUCUUGCUUGAUCGAAUUGGAGGCUCACAUUUACGAGGUCUCAAACACCUUGGAUACCCUCAUUUGUGCAAACAAGAUAAAUGAAGCUUUGGAGAUUGUCAAAUUAGAGGAUGAAAAUCUGCAGAGGCUGAAAGUUGAAGAAGAACAUCACUCGUUUGACUUAAUAAUGUUGUAUGAUUGUGUGAUUUCUGACAAAAAGGCCAAGAUUAUGCUGCGAUUGGCACAGAAAACGCCUGCAGGAGCAGGGACUGAUCCAACCACGGAGCGCCCACCUUCAGUAAAUUCUCCUAAAACGCACCAGGUACCUCAACAACUUAUGAAUUGUUAGUUGAGAUUUAGAAUUUGAUUCAUAUUUGAUCUGUAUAUCUGUUUAUCCAGAGUUUGUUUAUUCGUUAAGUUCGCUUAUACUCAGCCGGUUGUAUUAUGAUCAUGUCGGUCUACUAAUUAGAUAAUAACAUAAAUUUUAUACGUUUGAGUUUA